AUGUCUUUGAAAGAGCAGAUUUUUCAACUACAGGAGCAGGUCAAUGCACUUUCGAAAGCUAACAGCCAAAUAAACACGAAUAUGCAAACUGCAGCCCGUGUCAAGGCCGUCAUUGCGAAUGUGUCCGACUCGGAUGAGUCACCCACAACAAUUGCGCCUUCAAGUACCUGGAUUGUGAAUAGAGAUAUGUUCUGUAAUAGUUCGAACGCUAGCCCUUCCUCGUUUCAGCAGAUCCCCAGCCCACUCAAAGCACCGUCAGAACCAGAUACGAUCGAAGCUACAAGUCCCCCAUCCAACAGCCUCCCAAUCGAUUCCCAGCUCAAUACCCUGAGAAAGCUUCGACAUGGAAGUGCUUUGAUUGACCCCGACAAUAGCUUCCAGGAUCUGCUAGCCGCAGUGAAGUUGCCAGCGCCGCGUGUUCUGUGGGACCUUGUGAGCAAAUUCUUCGAGGAUUUCGAGUCCUACUUUCCAUGUUUAAAUCAGGACAUGAUAUACGAGCGACUCUCCGAAAUUCUAUCGCUUCACGGAUUUCACAAUGGCAACCAUCAAAUUGUUAUAGAUUCUAGACAUUGCAAGAUUGUCGCAAUUCUCUUGAAUAUGCUAGCAUACGCCGAAUCACUCACAUUUCCGAUUGAAUCUUGCAAUCCAAGGCCAAUCUCGCGAAACUAUCUCCAAGGCCUUAAGUUAAUGCAACAUUUCACUCAGCUUCACGAUGGGGAUCUUGAAACCGUCAUUUAUCACACUACAUCAUCUGCCUAUCUUUUGGAAAUGUCAAUGCAUCAUAUGGCCCUCCAGAGCAUCACACAAGGGUUUCAAAUCGCGCUCCAAAUUGGGCUCAAUAACGAAACUUUGUGGCCCUCUGAUGAAUCCGAAAUUGUAUCUCGCCAAGGGCUCUGGUGGACACUUUACUUUCUCGAUAAACGUAUCACACAAAAGUGUGGCAUCACCUAUUUCCUUCGCGAAGAUGAAAGCGCCGUGAGCGACUUUGGAAAUCUCAAGGAUAAUGUUAAUUCGGGCAAGCACGAAACCUUGCAGAGCCUCGUUUCUUUCAGUCGACUCUGGGCUCAUAUUUGGGACGGAUUCUUCUCACCCCAAGCUCCCAGGGCAGAUGACUGGGGGGGAGUCACAGAUGAUGGAUACUCGGAUUAUGAUCGCGUAUCGGCAAAUACCUUCAAACCUCCAUUGGAAGUCUUCUAUGGUUUCCCAGUAUAUGAUUGCUGA
Molecule: messenger RNA, 1221 nt
Organism: Penicillium cosmopolitanum
Lineage: Eukaryota; Fungi; Ascomycota; Eurotiomycetes; Eurotiales; Aspergillaceae
Product: fungal specific transcription factor domain-containing protein
Exons: 1
Coding region: 1-1221 (406 amino acids)
Source: RefSeq, a predicted model, not a curated record